AUGAAUAAUACUGUGCAGGAAAAAGCAGAUCUUGAACUUGCUAAAAUAAGCGAUUAUUCAGAUGAGCAGCCAGAAAACGCCUUAAUACAAAUAAUCCCUGAAUUUCAGUAUAAAAGUCGAUACUAUUUCUUUUUAAAAACCAUCGCAGCAUUAUGCUCCUGUUUGCCACCUAUUUUUAAAAAGUCUCCUGCAAAAAAUAAAGAAGAAAAUAUAUAGCGUGGGCACGCUUCCAGCGCACCCUAACGCCUCUGCUCCUUAGCAAUUUGGAGGAUUGCUCGUAACUUGGGGGAAGGUAAACUCCAAGUUGGCAAAUACAGGCACACAAGGAUCUGGUUUAUCAGCAGGAGUUUGGCUCGCCACCUUCAAGUGACCUCUCAGUUGCUGAAGACUAUAUCGUGGGCCUGCUUUUAGGAUGCCCACGAUAUACUCCUCCCACCAAGGUCUAUUCUUUCCAUAGGGACAAAAACCCUAGUUCUCGAUUUAGAUGAAACUUUAAUCCAUAGUUCGCUUAAACCUGCAAUUUAUUAUGAUUUUAUGAUAAAUGUAGACAAUCAGUUCAAAACUCAUAAAGUCUUUAUUAAUAUUCGGCCAGGAGUUAAUGAAUUUUUGGAAAAGGUUUCUUCACUAUUUGAGGUCAUUGUGUUUACUGCAAGUAUUUCGAAAUAUGCUGAGCCUUUAUUAAAUAAAAUCGAUCCAAAUGGUUAUGAUAUACUUAAUUAAGAUUGAAAAACUCUGGGAUAUUUUGAAUUAGAUUGCUUAGAGAUUAGGAUAUAAAAAAAAAUAGAUAGUUAUUAUAUCUUAAGCAUCCGAAUAGAUUUCUAUAGAGGGAACAUGAGAUCGACAGUUGAAGAGUCUCCAUUUGUAUCGUGGAAAGACAAAGUUAGAAAAAAAUCUUUGAAAUGGUGCCUAAUAAACUUUAAAUCUAAGCCAAAAAAUAAUCCAAUUUGAUCACCCAAAGACAUUAAAUUUUCUUGAUUCGCAUUCAAAGCUCUUUCUUCAUUAGAGUAAUAAUUCUGCAACUCAAAAUAAAGUGACCGGCAAUGAGGGCAAGUUCUGAUAGAGUUAUGACAGUAGAAUUGGUUUGUGGCCUGAGGACAACAAAUUGUGUAUUUGAGCCACGGGCAGCUUGUGAAGGAAAUGAUACACGGUAGAAGUCGAAUCUUAAAUGAGACCAAUUGAGUUUGAUCAUAUGGAGAGUCAGGCAAAAAGAGAAAUAUCUGGGAGAAAGUAGCUAGGAUACAAAAGAAGAACAUAUAAGCUGCCUUUUACAUGAUUUCUAGUAGCUUGAGACAGAGAGAUCUGAUUAGUUCUUACUGCAUUUAGUCGGUUGAUGGUUUGCCAAACAGAACAAUAAAAAUGGAAACGCAACAAAAUCUAUCAACCCAUGCAGUAAGAACUAAUCAGAUCUAUCUGUCUCAAGCUGCUAGAAAUCAUGAAAAUGGCAGCUCCUAUGCUAUUCUUUUGCAUCUUGACUGCUUUCUCUCAGAUAUUUCUCUUUGCCUGACUCUCCAUAAGAUCAGGCUCAAUUGGUCUUGUUGAAAAUUCGAGACUUCUACAGUGUAUCAUUUUCUUCGCUAUUCGUCCAGGGCUCAAAUACCAUUUCUGCUGUCAUUUCUCUAUUAAAAGUUGCCCUCAUUGUUGGUCCCCUUAUUUUCAUGAAGAAAAAGCUCUGAAAUUAAUGUCUUUAGGUAAUCAAAUUGGAUUAAUUUUCAUGGAAUCGCAAUUUUUUUUAAUUAUUUUUGACUUUAUUAUUCAUGUUUUUCUCUGGUUUUCUUUCCACUAUGCACAUACUCUUCAACUGUCCAUCUCAAAUGGCCCUCUAUAGAGAUCUAUUAUAAUGGUAUGAGGUAUAUUAUACUCACAGAGUUUAUUUAUCAGUGAUUAUAUAAAAGGAAGAUUAUUCAGAGACAGCUGCUCAAUUAUUAAUGGGAAUUAUGUUAAGGAUUUAUCAAAAUUGGGAAGGAAUUUAAAAGAUGUGAUUAUUAUAGAUAAUUCUCCAAUGUCGUAUUCACUACAGCCUUAUAAUGGUAUUCCGAUAAUUUCUUGGUUUGAUGACAAAGAGGAUCGAGAAUUAGAAAAACUAGUCCCUAUAUUGGAAGAAUUAACAAAAGUGGAAGAUAUUAGAUGCACAUUGAAAGAUUUAAGAGCAAAUAAGCUUAAAAUUUCUUCUGAAAAUAUAGCAAACCUUAACAAUCAGAGUUUUCAACAGCAAAUUUACAUUCAAAAAUUAUCAUUUGAUAAGAAAGGCCUUUACAAUUCUUCUAAAAGAGAGACAUUAUUUGAGUUUGAUGAUAAUGAACAGAACCUUCAAAUAAAUUUAUAA
Messenger RNA from Blepharisma stoltei, 2323 nucleotides. The record is from the annotation of a GenBank genome assembly. Lineage: Eukaryota; Ciliophora; Heterotrichea; Heterotrichida; Blepharismidae.